Molecule: messenger RNA, 2842 nt
Organism: Neltuma alba
Lineage: Eukaryota; Viridiplantae; Streptophyta; Magnoliopsida; Fabales; Fabaceae
Product: cellulose synthase A catalytic subunit 4 [UDP-forming]-like
Exons: 10
Coding region: 1-2724 (907 amino acids)
Biological process (GO): cellulose biosynthetic process
Cellular component (GO): membrane
Molecular function (GO): cellulose synthase (UDP-forming) activity
Source: RefSeq, a predicted model, not a curated record
AUGCCUCGUCCUGUUUCUCAAUUUCUCCAUUUCCCUCUUCAUCAGGGAAAAAAUACAGACACUAAUCCAGAUGAGUUGCCUGGCCAUUCUCAAGCUUCAUUUGCAUCUUCUGCUCCAACAGUUGCUGGUAGAGAUUCCGAUGAUGGAAAUAUUGUAGAAUGCAAAGGCGGACAAAAAGAUGAGCAAGGGGGCGACCAUGAUUCCCUUUCAAGGCAGCCGUUAUGGCGCAAAGUGCCAGUACCUUCAAACCUAAUCAACCCGUACCGAAUAGUCAUUGUGCUGCGACUGAUCAUCCUAGCUUUCUUCUUCCGCUUCCGGAUUUCCAAUCCUGUUCACGAUGCGUACGCCUUAUGGCUCAUCUCUGUAAUCUGCGAAGUCUGGUUUACUCUGUCUUGGAUUCUCGACCAACUUCCCAAAUGGUUCCCCAUCACGCGCGAAACUUACCUGGACCGCCUGUCCAUUAGGUUUGAGCACAAAGAGCCAAACCGUCUAGCCCCAGUUGAUGUUUUUGUAACUACCGUAGACCCGUCGAAGGAGUCACCUAUUGCAACGGCAAACGCGGUUCUCUCAAUCUUGUCCCUUGAUUACCCUGUUGAGAAGGUCACCUGCUACGUCUCCGACGACGCUGCGUCUCUUCUGCUUUUUAAUACUCUAUCUGAAACUGCCGAAUUCGCAAGAACAUGGGUUCCAUUCUGCAAGAAGUAUGAUAUUGAGCCACGGGCACCUGAGUUCUAUUUCUCUCAGAAAGUUGAUUACUUCAAAGAUAAAGUGCACCCCGCAUUUGUUAAGGAGCGCAGGGCCAUUAAGAGAGAGUAUGAAGAAUUCAAAGUAAAAAUUAAUGCAUUGGUGGCAGAGGCUCAGAAAAAACCGGAGAAGGGGUGGGUGAUGCAGAAUGGUAUGCCAUGGCCAGGGGUCAACACUGACGAUCAUCCAGGAAUUUGUCAGGUCUCUCUGGGAGGUGAUGGUACUCCGGAUGUUGAAGGUAAGGAAUUGCCACGGCUUGUGUAUGUUUCACGAGAAAAUCGCCCUGGCUAUCAACACCACAAGAAAUCUGGUGCCUUGAAUGCUCUGGUUCGAGUCUCUGCUGUGCUUACAAAUGCCCCUUUCUUGUUGAAUAUGGAUUGCGACCACUACAUCAACAAUAGCAAGGCUAUAAGGGAGGCUAUGUGCUUUCUAAUGGACCCCAAUGGAAGGCGCCUCUGUUUUGUCCAGUUUCCAUUGAGUUUCGAUAGCAUGGAUAGCCAUGACAGAUAUGCUAAUCACAAUACCCUUUUUUUCAAUAUCAACAUGAAAAGCCUUGAUGGGAUUCAAGGUCCGGAAUAUUUUGGUACUGGAUGUGUACUUAACAGGCGGGCUUUAUAUGGCUAUGACCCGCAAAUAUUUAAGAGAAGUUCGAAGAUUAAUUGCGACUGGUGGCCUAUGUGGUGUAGCUGUUGUUGCGGUGGUUCUGAUUCCGUGAUUGAUCUUGAAGAGAUUGAUGAAAAUCUUGAAGACUAUGAUAAACUAGAUAUAUUUGAUCUCAAGGACAUGGAAGAAUCGCUUGAAAGUUCUGACGUGGAGGAAAUACUAGAAAUACUUGAUCUUGGGCAGAGUGGAGAAGAUCUUGAAGGUUAUGAGGAGACAGAGGAACCAUCCCCCAUGUCACGGGAAAAAUUUGUGAAACGAUUUGGGCGGUCACCAAUUUUUGUUGCUUCCACUUUGAGGGGGUCUGGCGGGGUUCCAGAAGGCGCUAAUGCUAUGAAGGAGGCCAUUCAUGUUAUAUGUUGUGAUUAUGAAGAGAAAACAGAAUGGGGCAAAGAGAUUGGUUGGAUUUAUGGUUCAGUCACGGAAGGGAUCUUGACUGGUUUUAAGAUGCAUUGUAGAGGAUGGAAAUCAGCGUACUGCAUACCAAAAAGAGCAGCUUUCAAGGGCUUUGCUCCAGUAAAUCUAUCAGAUCAAUUAUUCGAGAUUUUGAGACGGGCUCUUGGUUCCGUUCAGAUACUCUUUAGUCCCCAUUGCCCGAUGUGGUAUGGCUAUAAAGGAAAACUGAAGUGGCUUCAGAGGCUGGCUUAUACUAAUACAAUUGUUUACCCAAUCACUUCAAUCCCUUUGUUAAUAUACUGUACAAUUCCAGCUGUCUGUCUUCUGACAGGAAAGUUCAUCAUCCCAACGUUGACAAUUCUUGAUAGCAUUUGGUUAAUGGCGCUUUUUGUCUCCGUCAUCUCAACUUCCGCGCUAGAGCUUCGAUGGAGCAGGGUUAGCAUUCAUGACUGGUGGCGCAAUGAGCAACUCUGGAUCAUUGGAGGUGUUUCUUCCCAUUUGUUUGCUUUAUUUCAAGGUCUCCUUGAAGUUGUUACUGGAGCAGAUACUGAUUUCGUUGGCCGGGCAAAGACAACAAGUAACACUGGCUUCUACCUCUUAAAGUGGACUAAUCUUCUCAUCCCACCAACCACUCUCGUAAUCUUGAAUGUUGUGGGAAUUAUGGCUGGCAUCUCAGAUGCCGUCAACAAUGGCUAUGGCUCAUGGGGACUUUUAUUUGGUAAACUAUUUUUAGCCUUCUGGGUUAUUGUGCACUUGCAUCCUUUCCUCAGAGGUCUGAUGGGAAAGCAAAAUAGGACUCCUACUAUCGUUGUCCUCUGGUCACUAUUUGUAGCUUUAGUUUUGUCAUUGCUUUGGGUUCGGAUCGACCCAUUUUUGCCCAGGCAAAGUGGUCCGGUACUUAAACAAUGUGGGGUAGAAUGUUGAAGUUGCAGAGACUAGUGGAUGUAGUGGUGUCCCAUUUCGUUUGAUGGUUUUGGAAUUUUACAUUUCAGGAAGACUGUUAAUGUAGUAUGUAACACCUCACAUAAUUAUAUAUACAAAC